This is a messenger RNA of Hippopotamus amphibius kiboko, 1188 nucleotides long. RefSeq names its product ras-related protein Rab-18-like. The transcript has a single exon. NCBI's taxonomy places the organism in Eukaryota, Metazoa, Chordata, Mammalia, Artiodactyla, Hippopotamidae. The record is from RefSeq and is a predicted model, not a curated record. Gene Ontology annotation, molecular function: GTP binding; GTPase activity. Bases 66 to 686 code for a protein of 206 amino acids.
GCCUGGGGAAGGGUGGAGAGGCAGAGUGGGGCGGCCAGCUGCGCGCGGAGCCGAGCAGGGUCAGGAUGGACGAGGACGUGCUGACCACCCUGAAGAUCCUCAUCAUCGGCGAGAGCGGCGUGGGCAAGUCCAGCCUGCUCUUGAGGUUCACAGAUGACACUUUUGACCCAGAACUUGCAGCAACAAUAGGUGUUGACUUUAAGGUGAAAACAAUUUCAGUGGAUGGAAAUAAGGCUAAACUUGCAAUAUGGGAAACUGCUGGUCAAGAAAGGUUCAGAACAUUAACUCCCAGCUAUUAUAGAGGUGCACAGGGUGUUAUAUUAGUUUAUGAUGUCACGAGAAGAGACACCUUUGUUAAACUGGAUAAUUGGUUAAAUGAUUUGGAAACAUACUGCACGAGAAAUGAUAUAGUAAACAUGCUAGUUGGAAAUAAAAUUGAUAAGGAAAAUCGUGAAGUUGACAGAAAUGAAGGCCUGAAGUUUGCACGAAAGCAUUCUAUGUUGUUUAUGGAGGCAAGUGCAAAAACCUGUCAUGGUGUACAGUGUGCUUUUGAGGAACUUGUUGAAAAGAUCAUUCAGACGCCGAGACCGUGGGAAAGUGAGAACCAGAAUAAAGGAGUCAAACUGACACACAGGGAAGAAGGCCAAGGAGGAGGAGCCUGUGGUGGUUACUGUUCUGUGUUAUAGACUCUGGGAAAUUCCAUCUCUUGCAUAUUUGAUCAGAUAGUGUCAUCUUUCUGUAUAUAAACUCUUUAACUGCUAUUUUAGGGUCCUUGCAGUUUGCACAUAUUUGUUUUGUAUCAUGGCAGUAAAUAUUUGCAAGAAAUCCUGCUCAUUGACUUUUCCAGUUACAGUGUUAUGGUAAGCAUGCAGUUUGCAGUCUGCAGUUUUUUAUGUAACAUGAAAUAGGUGUACCUUUAUAAGUACAUUUGAUUUUAUGAUUUACAUUCAUCAUGUGAUUUUUUAAAAAACCCACCUAUCUACUAUAUGUUGAUACAAGGUCUAUUUUCAGUCUCCCUUUUGCUUAAAUACUUAUCAAUUACUGAAUUAAUUGCUAUGUAGAACUCCUAAGGACCACUGGGAGAUACACAGGUAUCAUCAAACCUGGCGAAUUUCCCUUCAGGAAUGACAGAGAGCAUGCGCUGCAGCUUUCCUAGGAUGUUUGUUGACAGAUUCUCUUUUAGGUCGA